AUGUUUAACAACUUGAGAGACGAUAUUGACAAUUCUGAUCGAUAUCUUCGCUGUGCUCCUUCAAGCGAAUCGUUAUUAGCAUUACUAGAAUUAAAACGAACCAAGACACCUCGUGGUGUCACAGCAACUACUUCAGCAGCAUCGACUCAUAGCGGCCUACAAACGCCUCAGCCCAAUUUGCCAGAACAAGAUCUAUCUUCAGAAACACUUGUCAAUGGUAGAUAUGUACCCUAUCCAGCAUGGACAACUACAUCUCAAUCGCUUCAUUUGCCUUCAUAUCAAGAAAUUCAAGAAACAUUUGUCAGCUUAAAGAAUGUUUUUGGGUUUCAGUAUGACAGCAUGCUCAAUAUGCUUGAUCAUUUUAUGGUUAUGCUUGAUUCUCGUGCCUCGCGUAUGGCACCAACAAUGGCGCUGUUAUCCCUGCAUGCAGAUUACAUUGGUGGACCCAACGCAAACUAUCGAAAAUGGUAUUUUGCAGCUCAGCUUGAUUUAGAUAAUGCAGUCGGUGACAAACAUGCGGCAAAGAAUGUGGCAGACAGCGACAGCUCAGACAGCAAGACACAGCAGCAGAUCACUUUGACAGAAGCAGAACAAACGUGGCAAAAGAGCAUGGAACACAUGUCAGAUAUCGAACGAGUGCGACAACUAGCAUUAUGGUUGAUGAUUUGGGGAGAAGCAUCGGUAAUUCGUUUCUGUCCUGAGGCACUUUGUUUUAUCUUUAAGCUUGCAAAUGACGCUGCCGAGACUAAACUAGAGACAGCCGCAGUCUCUCAAUCUUCUGAUUUUAUGGCUGCUGAAGGCGAUUUUCUAGAUAAAGUGAUAUCGCCGUUAUAUGACUUUGUCAAAUGUCAAGUUUAUCGCAAGGACAAGCAGCAGGAUUUUGUUCGAAGAGACCGAGACCAUGCUAAUGUGAUUGGAUAUGAUGAUGUGAAUCAGCUUUUUUGGUAUCCAGAGACGAUUGAUCGAUUGCAGCUCCAAGAUAAAACAAAGCUGAUGAGUAUCGAUCCACCCUUACGAUUUAAUUCACUCAAAGAUGUUCAUUGGGAGAAAGCGUUUCAAAAGACAUUUAAAGAAAAGCGAUCUUGGAUGCACUUGGCUGUCAACUUUUCAAGAAUUUGGAUUAUUCAUAUUGUGUCAUUUUGGUAUUAUAUUGCUGCAAAUGCUGAUAUCCUUUACUUGAGCAGUGACAAGGAAACAGCAGAAAACGAAACAUCUGUAAAAAUCUCUAUGGCUGCUCUUGGUGGUGCAGUAGCUACAUUAUUAGUGAUGCUUGGUAGCUUUGUUGAAUAUGUUUAUGUACCCAUGAAUUUCCAAAGAGCAGGUAUCCUUUCUCGGCGUCUUGCUUUGCUUUUUUUGGUCUUGAUUCUUAAUAUUGGGCCUUCUGUUUAUUGCCUGGUGAUCAAACGAACAGGCACUAUUUCUAUGGUUGUAUCCUUAGUUCAACUCCUGAUUAGUUUAAUCACUAGUGUGUUUUUUGCUUUAAUGCCUCAAUCUCGGUUAUUUAUCAAAAAGAGCAGGACAAUCAGUGACCAAAAGAAGACACCUGCAAGCCAGACAUUUACCGCCAGCUUUCCUCAUCUCAAGAAAGAAGAUCGUCUUAUCUCUAUAGGUUUAUGGGCAUGUGUGUUUGGUUGCAAGCUUCUUGAGUCUUAUUUUUUCUUGGCGCUUUCUUUUAAGGAUCCUCUCAAAGCGAUUGCUAGUAUGGAAGUAUCUAAUUGUCAUGAUGCUAUCUUGGGCUCCUUUUUAUGUAGCUACAUGCCUUCCAUCAUGCUUGCACUGAUGCUAGUUAUGGAGCUUGUCUUGUUUUUCUUGGAUACCUAUUUAUGGUAUGUUAUUUGGAAUACUGUGUUCUCUGUCGCACGCUCUUUCUAUCUUGGUAUAUCCAUCUGGAGCCCAUGGCGUAAUGUGUUUCUAAGACUUCCUAAGCGAAUUUAUGUCAAGAUCUUGGCAGCUUCUGAAUUUGAUUUUCAUAUAGAACCCAAGAUGUUGUGUUCUCAAAUUUGGAAUGCAGUGGUUGUGUCCAUGUAUCGAGAACAUUUACUGUCCGCUGAUCACGUAUCCAAGUUAUUGUAUAGACAGAUUGCUGGUACCGAAACCACCAAGCCUACACUCAAACCACCUACGUUCUUUGUUUCCCAAGAAGAUGUUGCCUUUGAAACUGAAUAUUAUCCACAAAAAAGUGAAGCAGAACGUCGAAUGCAGUUCUUUGCUCAAAGUUUGACUACACCUAUGCCUGAAUCGCUUCCUGUGCCGAACAUGCCCACGUUUACUGUUAUGACACCUCAUUAUGGUGAAAAGAUCAUCUUGUCCUUGCGUGAAAUCAUUCGAGAAGAAGAAAAGAAUGCCCGAAUUACCUUAUUGGAAUAUUUGAAGCAACUGCAUCCAUUUGAAUGGGAGAACUUUGUCAAGGAUACUAAAAUAUUUGCUGAUGAAACAAGCGACAUGUUGGCGGAAGAGGAUAGAUCAACGUCCACCCGUAAAAAAUUAUUUGAGUCCGCAACACCUAUCGAUGAAAAGACAGAAGAGCAACACAAGAUUGAUGAUUUACCUUUUUACUGUGUCGGAUUCAAGUCUUCUAGUCCUGAAUACACGCUGAGAACACGUAUAUGGGCCUCCUUGCGCACGCAAACACUUUUCCGUACCAUUUCUGGAUUUAUGAACUACCACAAGGCCAUCAAGCUAUUGUAUCGAGUAGAAACACCUGAAUUAAGAUCUUCUCUCAAUGGUAUCGAUGAAUCUGGAGAUACUGCUUCGUUGGUAGACAGUAUUACAGAACCAGAACUUGAACAGAUGGCAAGUCGUAAAUUUAGGUUUCUGGUUGCUAUGCAACGCUAUUCUCAGUUUAAUCUUGAAGAAAAAGAAAACGUAAACUAUAUUCUAAAGGCCUACCCUGAUCUACAAAUUGCUUAUCUUGAACAAGAGACCGAAGAAGACGUGCCUGUGUUUUACACUGUAUUGAUUGAUGGUCAUUGCACUAUUAGGUCAGAUGGAACAAGAUCACCCAAGUAUCGUAUCCGUUUGCCCGGUAAUCCUAUUCUCGGUGAUGGUAAAGCUGACAAUCAAAACACAGCAUUGAUUUAUUAUCGUGGUGAAUAUCUGCAAUUAAUUGACGCCAAUCAAGAUAAUUAUCUAGAAGAAUGUAUCAAGAUCCGUAAUGUCUUGAGCGAAUUUGAAGAGAUACAUCCGACAAAUGAUUCGCCUUAUGCAGACUACAAGACUGGAAAGACACCUGUUGCUAUUGUAGGCGCACGAGAAUACAUCUUUUCCGAAAAUGUGGGUGUAUUGGGUGAUGUGGCUGCUGGUAAAGAACAGACGUUUGGUACUUUGACCCAGCGUAUUAUGGCUACUAUUGGAGGAAGACUUCACUAUGGUCAUCCUGAUUUUCUGAAUGCCAUAUACAUGACAACACGGGGUGGUGUCUCUAAGGCACAAAAGGGACUCCAUUUAAAUGAAGAUAUCUAUGCUGGUAUGAAUGCUUUUGGACGUGGUGGACGCAUCAAACAUGUAGAGUAUUUCCAAUGUGGUAAAGGUCGUGAUCUUGGCUUUGGAUCUGUACUUAAUUUUGUUACCAAGAUUGGCAGUGGUAUGGGUGAACAAAUGCUCUCUCGAGAAUACUAUUAUUUGGGCACCCAAUUACCUUUAGAUCGUUUCUUGACCUUCUUCUAUGCUCAUCCUGGUUUUCAUGUCAAUAACAUCUUUAUCAUGAUGUCCGUUCAUAUGUUUAUGCUUGUCUUGCUGUUUGUGGCUGCAACGAGUAUGCCAUUAACUGUGUGCGAAGUGGAUGCAGCUGGAAUUGCAUUGCGAUCUGAAGGAUGCUAUAAUCUGGUGCCUAUUUUUGAAUGGUUAGGCCGUGUUGUGAUCUCUAUCUUUGCCAUUAUCUUUGUUUCUUUCUUGCCCUUAUUCUUACAAGAACUAACAGAAAGAGGCUUCUUUAGAGCAUGUAGUAGGCUUUGUAAGCAUAUGCUUUCUCUUUCACCUUUAUUUGAAAUCUUUGUAACACAGACCUAUGCUAAUUCGAUCUUAAACAACUUGACGUUUGGUGGUGCUAGAUACAUUGGUACAGGCCGUGGUUUUGCAACAGCUCGUUUGCCGUUUUCUUUGCUUUAUUCCCGAUUUGCUGAUACAAGCAUGUAUGUUGGUGCUCGUCUGUUCUUGAUCUUGUUCUUUGGGUCUCUUGUACUCUGGAUUCCUCACCUUGCCUAUUUCUGGUUUACCGUGAUGGCCCUGAUCUUGUCUCCCUUUUUGUUUAACCCACAUCAAUUUGCAUUGACUGAUUUCUUGAUGGAUUAUCGUGAAUACAUUCGCUGGCUAUCUCGAGGUAAUGGCAGUACACACCAUCAGUCUUGGAUUGAGUACUGUCGUUUUGUUCGUAUGCGUACCACAGGUGUCAAAAAGAAGCAAUUGGAUCCCAAGCAGCCCACACAACAACAAUCCCGUGCACGCUUUAGUGUCGUCUUGUUUUCUGAAAUCUUGUUGCCCUUUUUGCUUGCUGUCUUGAGUAUUGUGGCCUAUGUAUUUAUUGAGAGCUUUGAUGCAUCUAAAAGACCCAGUGCUUUGCUUCGUGUGGGUGCUUUUGCUCUUGGUCCUAUUUUAUUGAAUGCUGGCAUUCUUAUGGUGUUAUUUAUGGUCUCUUUGCUAGGUGGUUGUGUAGCUGGUGUAUGUUGUGGUGUCAAGUUUGGAGCGACAAUUGCUGCUAUUGCGCAUGGUUGGUCUGUCUUUAACUUCAUUUUGUUCUUUGAAGCCUUUUACUUGCUGGAGAAUUGGGAACUGAAGCGAGUUAUAUUAGGCAUGAUUGCUGUUGGUUCUGUACAGCGUUUUGUGUUUAAGCUAAUGACAGUCUUGUUAUUGACACGCGAGUUUUAUGAUGGACAAAGUAACCAAGGGUGGUGGACGGGUCGAUGGUAUGGUCGUGGUUUUGGAUGGUAUGCAUUAACCCAACCCAUGCGUGAAUUCGUUUGCAAGACAAUAGAGAUGAGCUUGUUUGCUACUGAUUUUAUUAUGGGACAUUUUAUUUUGUUUCCCUUGUUUUUGAUAUGCCUCAUUCCAGGCAUUGAUAAAUGGCAUUCACUGAUGCUGUUCUGGUUGAAACCAAGUGAACAAAUUCAGGAACCCAUCUAUUCUGUUGCUCAAAGAUCCAGGCGCAGAAGAAUCGCAGUGUGUUAUGGUAUUUCACUUGUUAUUUUAUUUAUUGCAUUUAUAGGCCUUUUAGUGGCACCCGCCAUGCUUGGUCCACACCUUUCAUUCAAAUUGUCAUUGCCCAUCUAA
This is a messenger RNA of Gilbertella persicaria, 5265 nucleotides long. RefSeq names its product putative 1,3-beta-D-glucan synthase subunit. Bases 1 to 5265 code for a protein of 1754 amino acids. Gene Ontology annotation, cellular component: 1,3-beta-D-glucan synthase complex; plasma membrane. Gene Ontology annotation, biological process: (1->3)-beta-D-glucan biosynthetic process; fungal-type cell wall polysaccharide biosynthetic process. The transcript has 3 exons. Gene Ontology annotation, molecular function: 1,3-beta-D-glucan synthase activity. NCBI's taxonomy places the organism in Eukaryota, Fungi, Mucoromycota, Mucoromycetes, Mucorales, Choanephoraceae. The record is from RefSeq and is a predicted model, not a curated record.